CAAGCAGUACAAGAUGUGAAAGUGGAAACAUUUAUAAUGCAUUGUGAUGCAUUCGAGAUCUCUUAAGUUUGACAGUUAAAAUAACUUUUCUGAAUGAUUAACUUGAAUACAGGCAGACUUUUUAUACGUCAUGCAAAUCGUCUGCUAAUCAUUGGCUUUCAAAAUCAUUAACAAAGGUCUGUGAAUGGGGUUAAAGUUAAAAUUCAUUGGGCAACACUGACUCGAGUAAUGUGAAAGGGCCUUAAGACGUGCUUUAUAUCAAAUGAAACAUUUUGUUCUUUCUUUUCUCCUCCUUCUCUCCAGAAGGUCCACAGAGGCAGACCCAGACGUUGAGAAAAUGCAGCGCUCGUCUGACUCGACACCAUUCGAAACGAACGCUCAGCCAUUCCUCCGGCCCUCGGCUUAUUGUGCCAUACAAAUCUUUGUGUUUGGUCAGAGAGAGACGGCAUUAUUGAUAAAAAGACUGAUCUUUUUGUUUCUCCAGCACAGCUGUCACGUAGACAUGCGAAAGCUGUGUCUGUUGAACAGGACACUGUGUGAAUUUCAUCCAUCUGAACAAUGCAGCUCUGGGAUUUUUCUUGCGCUCAAGUGUCUGGAAAUAAAACACAAUGCAGUGUUUUUCCACAGACAGGAAGGCUUGAACAAAAUCCAAAUGAAUUAGGAUGGCUGGCAGAGCUGAACUACUAAAUGAUAAAUAAUGGACUGCCGCUGUUUGUCCUCUCAACUAUUUAUUCAGCUUUCUGCUCACAGAUGCUUCUUGUAGCGCUGCUCAAUUACUGCGAUCCGCUACGGUGCUUUUGUGGAUGGAUUGCGCAUUUGAGUAUGAAGGAGGCCCACCUAACGGAUGUGUAAUUAAUUAAGCUCUUUAAUUUUUAUGUUAAUGAUGUGGAAAAUGCUAAUGAGUUUAAGUAAAAUCGGUUGCUGACAGGCCUUGCAAAAAUAUGAUGAAAAGCAAAUGUUUGGUCAGGUGCUUUAUGUGAGCAAACUGGAGGUUUUUACAAAUCAAUUCUCCUCCCACUUUGCAUCGCUUUGUUCUUCAUCACAUCUUUAAUACAAGGUUUCUCAAAGUUAGACACAGAAGUAAUAGAGCACUACUGAAGAUGUUUGUAGAAGACGAAACUUCCCUCGUUGACUUAACCUCAAACACAGAUUAAAUGAUAGUGUGCAUGUAUUUAUAUACGUGCAUUCUACAAAAAAGUGCACCUUAAUGUUGGGGAAAUAAAUUCACUUCCUUGAGAAAAUGAAAAAUGUCUCGCUUUCCUGUUUUGUCAUCGUAGGUGCAGCAUGUGUCAAAGUGACAUAAUGAGAAAAAGCUUUAAAGGCUCCAGGAGCGUCACAUCACGUCUGAAUCUGUGGUGUGGACUGAUUCUUUAAGAGUGUUCAUUGCAUCUAGUGACCAUGACGUUGACAGUGGGUCUCAGUAAAGUUGUGUUAGUGGUCUACGGAUUCACACUGAUCACAGGCCUUCCUGCCAACAUUUUGGCUUUCUACACCUUCUUUAAGAAGGUCCGCCAGCGCUCCACCCCGAUGGAUGUGCUGUUACUCAGUUUAACCAUCUCUGACCUGAUCUUCCUCCUUUUUCUGCCGUUUCGCAUGGUGGAGGUGGCCAACAUGAAAUGGACUCUUCCUUACUUCCUCUGCCCGCUGUCGGGAUUCAUCUUUUACUCGGUCAUCGCCAACAGCGUCCUUCACCUGACGGCCAUCAGCGUGGAGCGCUUCCUGGGUGUGGCUUUCCCCAUUAAAUACAAGCUCAAACGCAACCCCAGAAGUGCAGGGAUUGCCUGCAUCAUAUUCUCGGUGGUGUCAAUGGGACACUGCAGUAUCAUCUACAUCAUGCAAUACCACAACCAUUUCAACCCCAACAUCAGUGAUCCAUCCAAACGUAACACCUGCUAUGAAGAAUUCACUGAUGAACAACUGAAGAUCCUCCUACCGUUUCGACUGGAGCUUUCUGUUGUCUUCUUCCUCAUCCCUUUCAUCAUCUGCUGCUUCUGCUACAUCCAAUGCAUCCGCAUACUUUCCCGGCUAUCCAAUGUUAACGUCAAGAAGCGGUAUAGAGCCAUCGGGAUGGCGUUGGGCACACUUCUGGUCUUCAUUAUCUGUUUCAUGCCCUUCAACAUCUCACAUUGGGAGGGAUUCAUAAGCGGCCAAAGCUCUAAAUGGAGACAACCUGCUUUACUCACCAGCACGCUGAAUGCAUGUCUCGACCCUUUCAUUUUCUACUUCUCUUCUUCCGCACUCAGAGGGACUUUCAAGAAGGUUUUGCAGGGACUGGCAGCGCGUUUUCUCCUUCCUUGCUGCCGCUCAGCUCUCUACUGCCCAUUAUUCAACCGUGGCAAACCAGACGAGCGAACGCAGAGCACUGAUGACAGCAUCCGCUAACAUUUCAAGUCAGUUUUUGCAUUGAAUAAUCUGCCUGCAUGUGCAUCAUCAAUACAUAUGAUUCAGCCCAAAGCCGAUUGAUAAUAAUAAUUCUGAUGCACCACCAUGACCCUAUGCUUUAUGGAUAGACGACCAGCAUAGAAAUGCUUCCAGCAUUAUUGCAUGACUAUUUAACCUACACCUUUGCAGCAGCUGUUUCGCACACAAUGAAAUGAAGAGCAUGAGUGUACAAAUUUGCAGUGCAAAAAGCAAUUGUAUCCGAACUAAUAUGCAGCACUGACUAACAGCAAUGCUAUAAAUAUAAUCAAAACAACUUUGUAAAACAAUACUUAUAUUUUAAUAAAAGAAACUCA
This is a messenger RNA of Carassius auratus (goldfish), 2735 nucleotides long. RefSeq names its product free fatty acid receptor 3-like. The transcript is spliced from 2 exons. Gene Ontology annotation, cellular component: plasma membrane. Lineage: Eukaryota; Metazoa; Chordata; Actinopteri; Cypriniformes; Cyprinidae. Gene Ontology annotation, biological process: cellular response to fatty acid; G protein-coupled receptor signaling pathway. Gene Ontology annotation, molecular function: G protein-coupled receptor activity. The record is from RefSeq and is a predicted model, not a curated record. The coding region runs from base 1399 to 2382 and encodes 327 amino acids.